AUUGUAAAACAUGUACAGAUGGUGACGGGGACACACAUUUUCCGACGCUUAUAAGAGAUCCUCUCUCUCUCUUAGAUAUACACAGUCCACAAAAUCCCACAUCCCCUUAUCCAUCCAUGUCUAACCACUUAAACAUCUUCUUCCUCCUCCUCAUCCUCUGUGGGCCCACCAAUGGCCGUUUCAUCACCCGCCGUCACUCAUCUUACGAUGUAGUCUCCGAUGGUGGGGUCCUGCAGGUCCACGCCUCACCCUACCUGGCCCUCAACCGCCUCUCUGCGGCGGAUUCCUGCUGCGACCAGGCGUACGGGUUCUUGCCGUGCACCACCUCCGCGCUCGGCAACCUUUUCCUCAUCCUGGUCUACGGCUACUUCAUGUUCCUCGCUGCGACCUACUUGUCGGACGGGAGUGAGCUGCUGUUGGAGAUUCUAGGCCCUGGAAUCGUCGGCGGUCUGUUACUCCCCAUUCUCGGUGCCGCUCCCGAUUCCCUCAUCAUUCUCGGUACGUACGCACCUUCGUUUCAUUACAGCGAUUUUUGCUUCUUUUUCUUUCUGUUUGGUUGCUUAGAAAGUUAUUCGUUUUAACCAGAUGAAGAAAGCCGUACGUAAUCUU
Corylus avellana is the source of this 609-nucleotide messenger RNA. The record is from RefSeq and is a predicted model, not a curated record. NCBI's taxonomy places the organism in Eukaryota, Viridiplantae, Streptophyta, Magnoliopsida, Fagales, Betulaceae.